AUGGCUGCGCCCGGCGCGUACCGGUGCAUCGAGUGCCACGGGGAGGCCACGGAGCUGUACAGGGACUACCAGCGCGGCGUGCUACGCAUCUCCAUCUGCAAAUCCUGCCAGAAGCCCGUGGAUAAAUACGUUGAGUAUGAUCCUGUUAUCAUCUUGAUUAAUGCUAUUUUAUGUAAAGCGCAAGCAUACAGACACAUUCUUUUCAAUACAAAGAUAAAUAUUCACGGAAAGCUCUGCAUAUUUUGUUUGCUCUGUGAAGCUUACCUUAGGUGGCUCCAACUACAGGAUUCAAGCCAAAAUAUAGAUCCUGAUGACUUAAUCAGAUAUGCCAAGGAAUGGGAUUUUUACAGAAUGUUUGGCAUAGCUUCUUUAGAACAAACUUCAUUUUUAGUUGGCAUUUUUAUUGCCUUGUGGCAGAUGAGACCUGAGAUGCUGAAAACGAAGUCUGACUUCAUUUUACUUCUGAAAGCCCUGCUGUUGUCUAGCUAUGGAAAGCUCUUGCUAAUUCCAGCUGUCAUUUGGGAACACGACUACACACCGUUGUGCCUCAUGCUUAUAAAAGUAUUUGUCUUGACAUCAAACUCUCAAGCAAUUAGAGUUACAUUAAACUUAAACCGGACGCUGCCUUGGUUGGCCAUCUUCAUUGGAUUAGUUUUGGAAAAUGGUGUAGUCUGCUUGUUCCAGAAGAUGGGAUGGAAUGUUUGAAAAAUCAGUCCAGAUCUAAAGAAAACCCAGCACAUGCUCUUGGUUGAUCUUUGCCAACAUUUCAAAGGAUGAUCUCUGCUAGUGGUCCCAAAGUCACUAUUUUCAUAGUGAUGAAGAAAAUGAUAGGUAACACAUUUUCGUUGGUGGUUUGCUGGAGACAGUUCUAGGAUAAAUUAAAAUGAGAAACUGCAGAACUUCAGCCAUUUAAUGUGAUGAGACAUAAAACUUCAACUUUAGCUUGUUUAUUUUCCCAUCAAAAAUAUGAAUGUGUCACUAUCUUAAGAGCUUCAUAAAUCUGGCUGUAUAGCUGUGGCUGUAGCAAGAAAGGUACACUGAAAUAAAAAAUCCAACACUGCUACCAUGCAUUUUGGCAGAAAGAGGGGGAUGAAUUGUUCCUUUAAGAAAAAGAAAAUCAAUCAGUAGGAAAAAUGCAAAAAACAAAACUGAUACUUCUACAAAAGUUGAUUUUCAGAGGGAGAAAUGAACACACACAAACAGAUCGUUUGAGAAAAGACAAGUAUUGUAAAGAGUAAAACUACAGUCAGAAAACUAGGUUGUAUUCUCUGGAACGUCUAAAGAACAAUCCAAAAUAAUAAAAUACCAAGUUCUAGAGUAAUCUCUAGGAGUUAUGGUUUUAAUUAUCUUCAUUUCAUUUUUUUUAUAUGAUCUUGUAAAUCCUACUGCACUGUUCUGAAAGAUGGAGAGGAGAGGACUCUGAGGUCCAACAUGCAUAAAAAGUGUUGCAGCUUCUGCUGCAGUUAAUAUUAAUCCAUCUCCCCUCAAAGCAGCCCUUACUGACAGCUGGCUGAGUGGAAGCACAAAGGGACGUAUGAGGCUGCCUAGCAGAGUUCUUCUGUGGAGUAGAGCAUACUGAGAGAGAAGCAAGGUUUGGAUUAAAUCAGGGAAAGCAGGUCAUGGAAAUUCUAAACCUUGCAGGCAGAGAGAGGGGGAUAGAUGGUCUGCAAAGGAAAAUCAUUUUCCCAAGCCAGUCAGCACACAGACCUACUCCUUUUCUGCAGACCAAUUUCCACCAUGCUGCAUCCAAAGUUUAUUUCUCCUGCUUCUUUCUGGAAGGUUGUAGUUCUGGCAAUAUGCACCACAGGUUCAGCUUCAAUUCUUUGUUUUCCUCAGCUGCAUUUCC
Messenger RNA from Nothoprocta perdicaria, 1846 nucleotides. RefSeq names its product ARV1 homolog, fatty acid homeostasis modulator (gene ARV1). The transcript is spliced from 5 exons. Gene Ontology annotation, cellular component: cortical endoplasmic reticulum; Golgi apparatus. NCBI's taxonomy places the organism in Eukaryota, Metazoa, Chordata, Aves, Tinamiformes, Tinamidae. The record is from RefSeq and is a predicted model, not a curated record. The coding region runs from base 1 to 705 and encodes 234 amino acids. Gene Ontology annotation, biological process: sphingolipid metabolic process; regulation of plasma membrane sterol distribution; sterol metabolic process.